AUGGAGGCCAAGAAAAUAUCGUUUGGUUUUAUGAAAACCAAAAAAGUUGAAAAGCCAAUUACGCCGGUUGUAAAUGAAGAGAAAAGGGAAUAUAUCGAAUGCGUGGAAGAACAAUCAAUUAAAGUCAUUGGAGGAGAAACAGCCACAGAAGACCUACCACUAGUAAUCCCUAUGAAACCAAACACGCUUAUCACAGCAGAAAAACUGAAGAAGAUAGCGGAAGUAGUAGAAAGUGCUGUGCAAGAGCCAGAAAUAAAACAAGAACCAGUUAUAAAAACUGAGAAUGUUGUUGAAAAUGAGACCCUGGAACAGAUGGCUGUUAGGGAGCUGAUGCAGGAAGCUAAAAAAGAAGUAAAAGUUGAAGUUCCUGAUGAUUUGGCUAUACCUACACCUGCUAAACCGGUUUUAGAUGGAGAGAAAGAGUCAACCUUGGAUGACUAUGAGUCAGUGCCGAUUCAACAGUUUGGGAUGGCGAUGCUAAGAGGAAUGGGAUGGACUCCAAGCAAAGAUGGGUCAAAAUACAAACAACCGGAACUCCGUCCGAAAGGCCUUGGCUUAGGAGCUGAUAAAGUGGUAAAAGAAAAUCAGAAGAAACAGGCUAAAGAUAAAAAAGAAGAACAAUUGGUUAUUGUAAAAAACUCCUUUGUUAAAAUUACUACUGGAAAGUAUAGCGGAUAUUAUGGCAAGGUGGUGAGUCUAGACGAGGACAAUGGUAGAGUCAUGGUAGACAUAACAGUAAAGAAAGAAACAGUAAGCCUGAGUGAAUUCAUGAUGCAAGCCGUCUCAAAGUCAGAGUAUGAUCGAGAAUCCAAAGUUAUAAACGCAGAUUCAUAUGAAGAAUACAAAAAGAGCGAAAAGGUUUCGCAAAAGUCAUCGAAACAGGAGGAAAGGAGUUCCACCAGCCAGAGAAGCAAUGAACUUAGUAUGAAAAAUGACAGAGAAGCAAGCAGUUACGAUUAUAGAAGGAAUAGAGAAGAAAAAUCCUCAAACGGCAGAAGUAGGGACAAGAUUAGAGAAAGAAGAGAUUCUUCUAGCAGUGAAGACAGGUCAAGACGUAAGCAGAAAAAAGACAGAAGGAGAUAUAGCAGUAAUGAUUCGUUAAGCUCUUCUGAAGAUGAAAGGAGAAGAAGCAAACAUAAGUCUAAGAGUAGAAGGCAAAGAAGUAGCUCAGAAGACUCGCCCAAGAGAAGUUCAGAAGUCAAACGAGAUAUUGAUAAGAAACGAAAAGGGAAGAAAAAGAAGAGAGACAGAGAUCGGUCUCCGAACUAUAAGAAGCAUAGAAAGUAA
Molecule: messenger RNA, 1287 nt
Organism: Spodoptera littoralis (African cotton leafworm)
Lineage: Eukaryota; Metazoa; Arthropoda; Insecta; Lepidoptera; Noctuidae
Source: the annotation of a GenBank genome assembly